AUGCGCCGCCGCCCCGCCGCCGCCGCCGCCUUCGCCCCGCCGGCACUCCUGCUGCUGGCGUUCUCCGCCCCGUGCUGGUUCUCCCCCAGCCCCGCCGCAGAUGCCGUCGGAGGAUGCCCGCUGGAUUUCAGCUGGGCCAACUUCACCACGGCGGCGGCGGCGUGCUCCGACGGGUCGCAGCGGGCGGCGUGCUGCCGCUACAUCAACGCCUUCGUGGCCACCUCCAUCGCGCGCUACGCCAACGCCACGGGCCGCCUGGGGGUGCCGCCGGCCUUCUCCGAGAUGUGCCUCAGCGCCGUGUCCGACACCUUCAGGCUGCGGGGCAUCGCCACCGACGCCGCCGUCUUCUGCGGCCUCGGCCCCAAGAUCAGGGUCGACUACCAGUGCGCCGGCCGCAACACCGUGCUGGAGAUGAUGCAGUCCCCCAGCUUCAACGACGUCAUCGGCAGCUGCAGGGGGCCCCUCUCCCUCGACAUCACCUGCAAGACAUGCCUCAACUACGGCAUCGUGUACCUCCGCCGGCUCAUCGGGUCCGACGACAACGUCGCGCUCAGCGUGUGCCGCAGCGCGGUGUUCGUCACGCUCGCGACGCAGCACGGCGUGCUCUCCUACGACGAUAUCCUCACCUGCUUCUUCGGUGUUCAGGGGAUCACCACCUUCCCAGGAACGGUGUCUGUCACGUCGACUCCGGCUUCUACUCCGAAUGUCACCGUACCCAGUGAUUCUUUAGCUCCAAAGACCAAAAGUGUUCCACUGCCACAGAAGCAUCAGAAGCCGUACCACAUUUCGGUGGUUCCGGGGAUAGGGAUAGGGGUCAUAUUGCUUGCCAUUCUUCUUCAGAUCGUCUUGGUGGUGCUCAUUCGUCGAAAGAACAAGGAGCUGAGGGAUGCUGAGCUGUCUGCUCAGAGUCCAGACAAUGCAUUUCACCAGGGUCAGUCCUGGAGAUGCGCAGAAGGUCAGUCGCCAAUGUUUCAGAGGUAUAGCUACAAAGAGACAACGAAAGCGACAAACAAUUUCAGCACGGUUAUUGGAAAGGGGGGCUUUGGAACAGUCUACAAGGCUCAGUUUAGUGAUGGCUCUAUAGCUGCCGUCAAAAGGAUGGACAAGGUUUCAAGACAAGCUGAAGAAGAGUUCUGCCGGGAAAUGGAGCUCCUGGCUAGGUUGCAUCAUCGUCAUCUUGUGAACCUAAAGGGCUUCUGUGUCGAAAGGAAAGAAAGGUUUCUCGUCUACGAGUACAUGGAAAAUGGAAGCCUAAAGGAUCACCUGCACUCAUCUGGAACAAAGGCAUUAAGCUGGCAGACAAGGCUACAGAUCGCAAUGGACGUAGCCAAUGCUCUGGAGUACCUCCAUUUCUUCUGUAACCCUCCACUCUGCCACAGAGACAUCAAGUCGAGCAACAUUCUCUUAGACGAAAACUUUGUUGCCAAGGUUGCUGAUUUCGGCCUUGCGCACGCAUCGAGAACCGGUGCUAUCAGCUUUGAAGCUGUCAACACAGAUAUACGCGGAACUCCAGGGUACAUGGAUCCUGAGUACGUGGUGACUCAGGAGCUGACGGAGAAGAGCGACAUCUACAGCUACGGCGUGGUGCUGCUGGAGCUGGUCACUGGGCGGCGGGCGAUCCAGGACAAGAAGAACCUGGUGGAGUGGGCGCAGGAGUACAUGUCGCCGUCCGGGGAGAUCCCGCCGGAGCUGGUGGACCCGACGAUCCGCGACACGGUGGACAUGGACCAGCUGCACCUGGCGGUCGGCAUCGUCCAGUGGUGCACGCAGCGGGAGGGGCGCCAGCGGCCGUCCAUCAGGCAGGUGCUGCGCAUGUUCUCCGAGCGGCUGGACCCCGGCAACGGCAGCUUCGGCGAGGGCAUGGACGACGCCGACGGCGGCUUCUACCCGGGCCGGAGCAGCAGGGGCGGCGGCGCCGGCGUCCACCGCAACGAGCUUGUCCCCUGCGGCGGGGACAUGCGAUCCCUGCAUUCAUCGUCGAGCACGACGAGGUCCUACUGCAGCCGCAGCAUGCUGCUCGAGGGCGGCCAGGCUCACUCCCCACCUGAAACCUUCUGA
Molecule: messenger RNA, 2058 nt
Organism: Triticum turgidum subsp. durum (durum wheat)
Lineage: Eukaryota; Viridiplantae; Streptophyta; Magnoliopsida; Poales; Poaceae
Source: the annotation of a GenBank genome assembly